Messenger RNA from Saccostrea echinata, 1554 nucleotides. RefSeq names its product snRNA-activating protein complex subunit 5-like. The transcript has 4 exons. The coding region runs from base 458 to 808 and encodes 116 amino acids. Gene Ontology annotation, cellular component: nucleus. The record is from RefSeq and is a predicted model, not a curated record. Gene Ontology annotation, biological process: transcription by RNA polymerase II; transcription initiation at RNA polymerase III promoter. Lineage: Eukaryota; Metazoa; Mollusca; Bivalvia; Ostreida; Ostreidae.
CCAAUGUCAGGGUACCAGUCUACUACGGUCCAUGCAAAUAGUGUCGAGGCACGAACCACCCGAGGAGCUUCGAGUGCCAUUAAAACUUGGAAAGAGAACAGAAAGCCUGCAUGUCCCUGGUUACAUGGAAGCUGACACUCUGAAGCAAGAACAAAGAACAAUACUACGUGAGAGAUUUCUCCGCAUGUGUGCAGCCAUCACAGGACAAUCUGCUAACAUUUGUAUGCAAGAGAAGACCAAUGUUCAGUGUGUGUUAAGUCACAUUGACAUCGAUGUCCAACACGUACAAGUGAAGGAUCUCCUAACUCCAAUGGGAAAAAUUCCUAAAGCUGUGCUCCGUCUUAGUGAUGUCAUUUCCAUCCAGAUCCCUGACCUUCAGAGCAAAGACUUCUAGAAAAAAAUAUAUUGUUCUUGUUAAAAGUUUAUAGUUCAAAGCAUAAGAAAUUUAAAAAAAAACAUGUCAGAACUGAAGGAAUUAAAGCGGCUGAAAGAUGAAGAGAGGACUUUGAUGAACAUUGCCAGUAAAUUAAGUGAUCAGUUGAAUCGGAUGAAGGUUGAGGAAUUAGCUUUACUGAGUAUGUUACACAAGGAGGGGCUGCCUGUCGAAAGUGAGGAAAACAAAGAGAAGGAGGGGGAGGAGGAGGCCCAGCAACCAUCUACUUCACAAGCCAUUACUGAGGAGACUGAAGAGUUAGUUCCCUUAGAUCUCACCGUGCACAAUCUUCAACAGGUAGAAAGAAUGGAAGAGGAAGAGGAAGAUUUUGAAGAUGAUGAUCUCACAAUGAUGAUGACACAGAUAAAUGGAUGAUGUUAUGAUGAUAAGAAAAAAAAUGUCAUUUCUACCAGAAUCAUUCGCUACACAUACCGUAUAUACUCGCCUAUAAGUCGGUCCGCCUAUAAGUCGGUUGUAUUUUUGAAGCUUAUAUUAGAGGGAUUGACCUUCUAAAAUACCAGUCUUUUUAUAACUCGCCUAUAAGUCGGACAUAGAGUUUUGGACCAAAGGUUAACUCCCAAAAAUCCGACUUAUAGGCGAGUAUAUAUGGUACAUGUACUAGUUGACAAGAAUAUUUAUGAAUGCUCAAGACACAAUAUGUGUUACAACUUACAAGAAUAAAAUAUUUUUGUGAAUGUUGAUUCUUGAUACACUAGGAUACUAUAUAAAAGAUACAAUAUGAUUUAUAUGUAAAGUUUUUGUUCAUUAAUUCAGUUAGUUUUGUAUGACAAAAAAAAAGAAAUUUGUCAUGAAUGAAUGUAUAUGUAUUAGUUUCAAUUUAUUACAAGUUUCCAUUUUUUAAACUAAAUGUAUGUAUUUUAUAACAAUAUCAUAGGUUGAGCUUUUGCUGAAAUUAAUAAUAUAAUAAUAUUUCAGGUAAAGCACUUUGAAAUCAAGUGAGGAAAUACUUCAUGUCAUAAUUUUGAAUCCAUUCACUUACCACAAUACAGAAGCUUUUUCCACAGAGACUCAAUUUUUUUUAUCAUAUCCAAUGUGUAGAAAGGUCUUUUUGGUAUAGAGUAUGAGAAAGAAGGCUAGUGGAAUAAUUUGUGAAUUCUGAA